Austrofundulus limnaeus is the source of this 456-nucleotide messenger RNA. The record is from RefSeq and is a predicted model, not a curated record. Lineage: Eukaryota; Metazoa; Chordata; Actinopteri; Cyprinodontiformes; Rivulidae.
ACCAAAGCAGGUCCAGAAGGACCAGAAGGACCAGAAGGACCAGCAGGACCAGAAGGACCAGCAGGUCCAGAAGGACCAGCAGGUCCAGAAGGACCAGAAGGACCAAAAGGACCAAAAGGACCAGAAGGACCAGAAGGACCAGCAGGACCAGAAGGACCAGAAGGACCAGCAGGUCCAGAAGGACCAGAAGGACCAAAAGGACCAAAAGGACCAGAAGGACCAGAAGGACCAGCAGGACCAGAAGGACCAGAAGGACCAGCAGGUCCAGAAGGACCAGAAGGACCAGCAGGUCCAGAAGGACCAGCAGGACCAGCAGGUCCAGAAGGACCAGAAGGACCAGCAGGUCCAGAAGGACCAGAAGGACCAGAAGGACCAGCAGAACCAAGACGAGUCAGUGCUGGAGACACAGGUCUGAUGAUCAGUAGAACCUCUCUGAGGGUUCAGUCUGACCUCUGA